Messenger RNA from Ipomoea nil (Japanese morning glory), 872 nucleotides. RefSeq names its product 26.5 kDa heat shock protein, mitochondrial. Gene Ontology annotation, biological process: response to heat. The coding region runs from base 86 to 781 and encodes 231 amino acids. The transcript has 2 exons. The record is from RefSeq and is a predicted model, not a curated record. Lineage: Eukaryota; Viridiplantae; Streptophyta; Magnoliopsida; Solanales; Convolvulaceae.
UCAUUAUUAAAGAAGAAAAACACACAAAACAAGAUUUGAAAGAACUGUACUGUACAUACUGUUCUGUGACUCUGUGAGCUGAGAAAUGGCAUUGGGUCGUCUAGUUUUGAAGAAUUUACAGGAGAAGUUUGCCUCUAAAUCUUCUCAUUUACUCUCUCCAUCUGUUCCCGAGAAUACCAAAUGGGGUUCUCAACUUCUAAGGCGUCUCUCCACCGCAGAGGGUGCCGCCGCCGCAAAGUCUGAUGCCCCCCGAGAAGUAGCCGUUUCCGAUUCCGGCAAGAAGUCCAAGCUCUUCCCCAGAAGACGCCGCCGCGGUGGUCUCUGGACGCGUAACGAUCGCGAUUUUACUCCUGCUCUUUGGGAUUUUUUCCCCUCAGGAUUUGGAAAUGCGCUGUUUCAAGCGACAGAGAAUAUGAACAGGCUGUUCGACAAGCUGAGCCUCAUCAACCCGACACAACUGAUGGGUAGGUACAAGGAGGACGACAAGUGGUACAAAAUCCGGUACGAUGUUCCAGGGCUGAGGAAAGAGGACCUGAAAAUCACGGUAGAAGAUGGGUAUCUGACGAUAAAGGGAGAACACAAGGAAGAGGAGGAAGGCGGAGACGAUGACGAUGAGGUGUGGUCUUCAAGAAGGUAUGGAUUCUAUGACGCAAGCCUGAUGCUCCCUGAUGACGCCAAGGCUGAUGAGAUCAAAGCUGAGAUGAAAAAUGGCGUUCUCACUAUUACCAUUCCCAGAACUGAGCAGCCAAAGAAAAAUGUCAAGGAAAUUCAAGUGAUGUGAAUUUGAAUCUGUUGUUUAAUUUUAUAUAUGUAUGUAUGUAUGUGAUGUGUCCCUGGGAGAUAAAAUAAUUAAAUAAGCAUGCAGCUAGUAA